This is a messenger RNA of Acanthisitta chloris (rifleman), 417 nucleotides long. Its product is annotated as parvalbumin beta-like. The record is from RefSeq and is a predicted model, not a curated record. The transcript is spliced from 5 exons. Bases 1 to 417 code for a protein of 138 amino acids. Gene Ontology annotation, cellular component: nucleus; cytoplasm. Gene Ontology annotation, molecular function: calcium ion binding. Lineage: Eukaryota; Metazoa; Chordata; Aves; Passeriformes; Acanthisittidae.
AUGUCACGGCUGAACUCGACUGUCUUUGGUGCCACCUACGGGCAAGAGCUGCUUUGCCGCAGAAAUACCAAAACCUCUAGCUUUGACAUGACUCUUUCUGCUAUCCUGACAGAAGCUGAAAAUGCUGGUGGCCUACAGAGCCACCAAGCUGCUGAUUCAUUUAAUUGCAAAGCCUUUUUUGUUGAAGUUGGUCUCAGCUCCAAGUCCAAUGUCCAGCUCCCCAGUGUCUUUGGAAUUCUUGUCCAGGACACGAGUGGCUUUAUUGAGGAAGAGGAAUUGAAACUUUUCCUGAAGAAUAUCAGAGACAGUGCCAGAGCUCUGACUGAUGUUGAGACCAAGGCACUCGCAGCACAAGCUGAUGGCGAUGGAGAUGGUAAAAUUGGGGUGGAUGAGUUUCAAGCUCUGGUCAAAUCAUAA